Folsomia candida is the source of this 4062-nucleotide messenger RNA. RefSeq lists its product as uncharacterized. The record is from RefSeq and is a predicted model, not a curated record. Lineage: Eukaryota; Metazoa; Arthropoda; Collembola; Entomobryomorpha; Isotomidae. The coding region runs from base 931 to 3963 and encodes 1010 amino acids. Gene Ontology annotation, biological process: phosphatidylserine exposure on apoptotic cell surface; apoptotic process involved in development; engulfment of apoptotic cell. Gene Ontology annotation, cellular component: plasma membrane. The transcript has 6 exons.
CGAAGAGGAGGACGACCAUCAUCAUCAUCAUCUCAAGAGACCCAUCACCCUCCUUAAGUACAAGCACUUAAUCUUGUGGUCAGACCAUAAUCUCUCGCAACCACUGCGAGCAAACAGUCGACCCCACUAUGUGGAAAAUCCCGAAAAUUUCCAACUGUUUCAUAUCCCUUGGUCAUGUUAUGUACCAGCCAUGAGGAUUACACCCAAUCCCAAAUUAUUUUAGAGGGACUUUUUUCUUCUUGGCGUGAGACUGUGAGUCUCUGAAUCCCUCUCUUAGUACAAAUUUCUCAUCUCUCUCUGCUUCAUGACGACAAAUAGUAGUGGUGAUUGUGGGGCAGGUGUCAUACACAGAUUUUCCCCCUUAAACCCUCAAUUACUCUCCAAUCUAAUCUGUAAAUUAUUGGAAAUAAAGUUGUGGUUGCUUAAAUGAAAGAUUAUUAAAUUGAAUUAUAAACUUCACCGGUGAAAAAAACAGUGUCCUUUAUUUUAACAUAACGAAGCCCAGUGAUUGUUCAACAAGUUAAAGUGUUAGUGAGUGGUGUGGAAUUUGUUGUGAAAAAUGUUGAUCAAUCGAUUGGUGGAUGUACAUAAUAAUCCAUGCUCACUUCCCAAUUACAAUUACACUUAUACACCGGCAAUUUGUAUUUCUGCGCAAUCAAUAAUUUAACAUAUUGUUGAAUUGAAUCGCUUAUUAUUGCCAAUCUCAUAUGGCGUGUCGUCGUAAACGCAAAGUCAUAAAAGAACUUGUUUGAACUGUAUCUGCAUAUUAAAGUGAUUUCAAAGUGGAGUUGAGUGAAUUGUUACUCUGAGAUAAUUAGGGGUUGGUUGGAGUGGUUCCAUCUCCGAUCGCUACCUUAUUACUCUUUAAUGAACCCAGGUAAUUAGACAUGCAGGCGACCCAAUAUAAUAGUCACUGCAUACUAAUUCACCAUGGGCAAGACCAACAGGGAAACAAAGGUUUUUAAAGAGGACGAAGAAACCCGAUCAACAUCCGACAUCUCGAUAGCGACUGAUCGCUGCAAACAUGUUUUCACUCAAGACUUUUCUGUUGCCACGGUCCUGGUUGUCGCCUAUUUGAUUGAAACCAUAGUUCAGAUCGUCCUGAUUGUCAACUGUUACCGGUCCCCUUUUUUCAUUUCGGCGACAUCGAGUCAAAACUGGUUAUGGAUAUUAUUUCUCAGUUGGAUUGUCACCUCUUUGCUGGUCACGCUCGUGAGUGUCGUUUGGACUUGGAAUGGUUUGGAUUUUUCAGGAAGAGUGUGUGGUCAACUGCUUUGCUACCUCAUGCAUUUGUUUUUAUUAGGUUUUCUGUGGCGCUACUUGAAAAUUGCGUUGGCUUAUGAGAAAGCGGACGUUGAAGAAUUUUUCAAGUUGAGAAAACUGCAGAUCUAUAUUCAAGCAUUUCCACUCCUCGUCGUCCAUCUUGCAUACCUCCUCAACGACGACCUGGCACAAAGUUAUGAUAAUUCCGUGGGUUCGUGGAUGAUUGCGGGGGAAUUGUGCAGUUCAAUACUCUCAUUGUCUCUGCACCCAUUGUUGAAGUUAAAAAGCGAGCCGUUGGACGAGGGAGCGAGGAGGAGCAGUGACCAUAAACAUAAGCCACGACGACGACGGUUGACGAGUGCAACAAUUGAAAUCUAUGUGACAAUCAGGAUCCUUCUCCUGAUUUCUCGAGUCUUAGUGGUUUCACUACUACUGUUUUCACUCACAACGAGUCGUAGUUACUGGCCUAUGCUGGUCAUAGCCGCCCAUCUCUUGACUAUAUUUAUGUGGACAUGCUUAACGACCCUUGUCUUUAAUGCUCAGACAACCCCAUCAAGUACAAGCACAGCUAAAAGUGGUGACACUGAAUCCAAUAAUGAGUGGAUGAGAAACCAAAAUGUACAAAUAAAAGAAGAAAAGCAACCCAACAGCAAUUGUGGAAUACGAUGUGUUUUAAUCCCAUCAUCACAAUCAGCAUCAUUGUGGGAGAAGAGUAAAUCUGUUGUGAAAAACUCGUUAGUUUCUUCGUAUGCAUUGUUUUGGGAUGUGAACAGUGGUGAUGAAGAUGGUGUUGGUUUUAGUGGGAGUCGCAUGUUGGUUAGUCUUUCACUUCCGGUUUUUCUAGUACUGGUUGAAAAUGUGAUUGUGUUGGUAUUUCACUGUGUGGGACCGGGUCAAACCGCAGUAUAUUUCUUUGUGAUUAUUAGUGGAUCUUGUCUUGCCUUUGGACUUUUACUUUAUAUCCUGAUGACCACCCGGAAUAAGUGGAAUAUCGUUUGCAAUUCUCAAAAAGAAUUGCCGGCAAUUGAACACCAACAAAUAAAUCCUGCUGUGGUCGCUGGGAGUUUCCAUAAAUUUUUGCCAAAUUCAGUGAUAAUUGAGCAUGAAAAGUAUCGCCUUGAUCAUAAUUUCCGAGAUUAUGAGAAUGAAAGAAUAAACGUUUUACUAAAUGUGAGAAAUGUGAACAAUAAACUAGCAUCUCCUCCCAUUCUUCGAGUUGAUGAGGGUGUAAUGAGUAACCUGAGCACGAGUGACAUAACAAAUACCUGCAAUUAUGUGAGGAUUAAUGAAACGCUGAUGAUGGCCGUGAAAAUGCACCAAGGUGGAAAUCCUGACAUGAACAAUGAGAAUAAAAUGGGUCAUCAGCGAUUCCACGAAAUUUUGACGACACCCGUCGACCGUGGUGAAAUUGUAUCACCACCAUCGCAUGACAACACUAAAAGGAGUCUAAGUUCCACAAGUAGUCGAAAUACCAAUACCAUAUCAAAUUUAACUCUGCAAAAUUUCCCAGAUGAGGCAAAACACAAGAACUCAACCAAGAAAUCAACGACGCAUUCAAUUAACCAAAGCAGCCCUUUAAUCAUCCGUAAAGCGUGUAAAAUUCAGUUAAACGCACCGAAAAAACAUUUACUGAACAGUUUACAACGGAAUAAUUCCAAUCCUGCUGUGGAGCCGAGUGGAGGUAGGAACAGGUGUCACUGCAAGACCAUUGACAAAUGUGGACCUUACCGAACAAGUGACAGCAGUAUUUACGAAAAGUUAAUUGAAGACGCAUAUGGGAUUUUAAUCUGUGAGGGGAGCCAAAAGAGUGAAAGGCCAGUUAACAACAAUGUUCACUCAACCUCAGCAGCACCCCCAUUCAGCAAAAAACUAAGGGUUCUCUGUGCAAAAUGCUUAGGGAACCAUGACCCUCUUCUCUCCAACUGUCCUGCUGUUGUGGAUCACACAAUUCAAUUCGGAAAUCGAACCGAAACCUGCCUCAGACUGAAAAAUAAUGAUAACAAGGCUCAAAAAACGUCCCUCUCUCCUGUACCUUUGCCAUUUGACUCGCCAAAAAUGUACUCGGAAACCACGGAAUAUCCCACAGACACGGAAUUCACCUGCAAUUUGAACGACAACGAGGAAUACGAUGACGACGAUGAGGGAUCAAUCUCCACCCACAUUCAAUCCGUAACUUAUGUCAAUUUGCCCUACCACACGACGACCGGUGGGGGUGGAUUUUUCAAUUCCACAUUUAAUUCUACUGCUUCCAACAUGUUCCCAUCUGCAGAGGCGAGAAAAGAGUUUACGGGAAUGGAAUAUGUGAAAGCUUGGCUCCUCAUGAAUGACGUAGAAGCGAAAGAAAUGCUGAGGAAGAGAAAUAAUAAUAAUAGGACCAAUAAUUUAAGUCGUGGAAAUUGUAACAAAAUUUCGAGUAAAUCGAAGCACAUUUCCAAACCUCGUCCAAACUCUACGUUAGCAAAUCCAUAUCGUAAAAGUCAACCUAUUUGUGUUUACCAAAUGAAGUCUCCGCCAAUGCAAAAGCAACACCCAGAUUUAAACGAUAACUUUUCAAUUAGUCAUCAUCAUUGUUUAAAUCAAUCGUCUGAACAAAGUGUAAAUUUUAAUACAAACCUUAAUUGUAAAGAAUAUCACAAUGCCCCAUUUGUGGUAACAGAUUUUAAUGAGCUACAAAAUGAUUUGUUAGAAACGGUUGUCUAAUAUUUAUUGCAAAUGACCACAACUAAAGUAUGCAGUAUAGAUUAUUUAUUAUUCACACAUUUGGAAAAGCCAAUAUUAAAGUAAAUAUUUUUCUCGUGA